This is a messenger RNA of Oncorhynchus mykiss (rainbow trout), 1203 nucleotides long. RefSeq lists its product as uncharacterized. NCBI's taxonomy places the organism in Eukaryota, Metazoa, Chordata, Actinopteri, Salmoniformes, Salmonidae. The record is from RefSeq and is a predicted model, not a curated record.
CGCUCUCUUGAAAAAGCAGUGUGAGGGAGAAAAGGAACGUGGAAGCAAGGAAAAGGUUUUACUCACAGAUGCUGGAUGUGACUGAAAAAGAACAUGGCGACUAUGAACACCACCAGUGAUCUAGCGGUCAACAUCUCUUCCACCCUUUCUUUUACAAAAUCACCACUACUUUUCAACCUAUCCAGCCUGCCCACCUCCCUCUCUUCCUCCCCCCUGCCAUCAGAGCCUCACAACCCAUUGCUGACCAUCAUGGUGGUGUUAGGCCUCUCCCUGCUCCUGGCUGUCUGUGCUAUCUUCCUGGCCGUGUGUUGUGGGUCGUCAGCCCAGACAGAGGAGGACUCAGUUGGGGGUUGUAGUUCAGGCGAGUCCCUGGUCUGUGGGCCUUCUCUGUCAUCGGAGCCCCAGCUCAAGCUGUGGAAGCGACUGGGCUCUGUACAGCGGUCGUUCACCUCCUCAUUCAGACAACCGCCCCAGUGCAGGCCCGAGUGCAGCACCCACUGCUCCCCAACCAGACAGCAACCGGACCACAGCAGCUUACCCACCUUACCAUGCCCUGCCUGUUUGACUAUGUUACAGAGAUAUGACUACGCUCUGACCGUGAGAUGAAUGCAGGCCCGGUCAUGGAGAUGACCGCUUUGACUGUAACUUGACCAAAGCACUUAGACUUGACCACAGUCCUGCAUGUCCAUGGAUGUACUGCUAACUAAACAAUGACACUAACUUCUGAUCAAACCCCCACUUCAAGAUAACCACAUGGACUGGUGGAGUAAAGGUUGUUUGGGCCAUGUUGUUAAUGACAAGAGAAGCAGGUGCAAGCCCAAGGUUCUUCCAAAAGGGAUAACAGCCUACGUGGAUGAUGUGAAUUGUUUCGUACAUUUUGAUUGUUGUAUUAGCUACAAUCUUACAAAAAAAGGGUUCAAAAAGUGUUAUUCGAUUGUUCCCAAGUAGAAACUUUUUGGGUUCCAAGUAGAACGCUCUGUGGAAAGGGUUCUACCUGGAACAAAAUAGGGUUUUACAUGGAACCAAAAGGGUUCUACCUUGAACCAAAAAGGGUUAUUCAAAGGGUUAUCCUAUGGGGACACCCAAAGAACCUUUUAAGGUUCUAGAUAGCACCUUUUUUUUCUAAGAGUGUAGAACAGUUUGUGUUAUUAUUUUAUUGUAUUAAAAUGUAGUUUGUUUAAGAAAAUUAAAAGCUUUCUCAAG